AUGGCGGUGUUCCACCUGUACUCGGCGCUGAACCUGCUGUGGAUCUUGUGCAACGGCGUGUGCAUCAACUUCCUCCAGUUCUGCCUCUACUGCCUCGUGCGGCCGUUCAAUACGGCGCUCUACCGCUACUGGAUGGGGUCAGUAGCACAAGCGCUCUGGGUGGACGUGGCGUCCACGAGCUUUCCGUUGACGAAGCUCUCGGUCACUGGCGAGCUGCCGGCCGACCCUUCGAAGCCGGCGAUCAUUAUUGCAAACCACCAGGUGGACGCUGACUGGUGGUACAUUUGGCAGGCGGCGCGCCAGCUGAAGGCGGCGGGCAAUGUCAAGAUCGUGCUUAAGGACCAGCUCAAGUACUUGCCCAUCCUCGGCUGGGGCAUGCGUCUCUUCCAGUUUCUUUUCCUACGACGUCGCAUUGAUCAAGACCAGAAGCACAUUCAGCAGUACAUGGACGGACUGAUUACCGACAAGUUUCCAUUCUGGCUCGUGCUGUUCCCUGAAGGAACGACCAUCCACAAGGAAUACGUGACAAAGUCGCAGGCGUUUGCCGCUCGAGAAGGCCGUCCGAAGUUCGAGCGGGUGUUGCUUCCUCGCACAACGGGCAUGCAGAUCAUUUUAGAUGCUGCCGCUGCAGUGAAGCCAGAUAUCUAUGACCUGACGCUGGCGUUUCCGUCGUACUCGGGCGAAGUGCCGACGUUUGACAUGGGUUACGGACGUAAAGUGGACACGGAAGUACCGUCGAUGAAGUCAUUAGUGGCAGGAAAACAACCUGCAGGAAAUGUGGCCAUCCACUCGCAUAAGUUUCGGUAUGAGGACGCGACAGCAGAUUUGCAGGGAUUUUUAGAUGCGCGCUGGAAAGAGAAAGAAGAGCGGCUGACGUACUUUGUCGAGCAUCAGCGAUUUCCUGGUGGGGAAAAGGCGGUGGAGAUAGAGCUAUCGAGGUCGGUUCGAGCCGUCUUUCGACUGUGGCUGGGCAUCACGAUCUCAUGUAUCGUAUUGCCCUUCGUCAUGAUGCUCUUCUUCCCACUGUAUUUGGUCUGGGUCGUCUACUGCUUUGUCUACUCGGUCUACGACCGCACGACGAACUUUUGGUGGCCAUACAUCUUCAACUUGUUCUUGGAACGCGCAGCUAAGACGCACGAUCAGUUUAAACGACACAAAGCGAAGUACAUGUGA
Molecule: messenger RNA, 1173 nt
Organism: Hyaloperonospora brassicae
Lineage: Eukaryota; Oomycota; Peronosporomycetes; Peronosporales; Peronosporaceae
Source: the annotation of a GenBank genome assembly